Entrophospora sp. SA101 is the source of this 594-nucleotide messenger RNA. Lineage: Eukaryota; Fungi; Glomeromycota; Glomeromycetes; Entrophosporales; Entrophosporaceae. The record is from the annotation of a GenBank genome assembly.
AUGAGUACAAAUUUGGACAAAAGUUUAUUUCAACUUAAAUUCACGGCAAAGCAAUUAGCUAGGCAAGCUAAAAAAGCGAGUAAAGAUGAAGUUACUGAAAAAGCAAAAUUAAAAAAGGCAAUUCAACAAGGAAACAUGGAAGGUGCAAGAAUUUAUGCUGCCGGUGCUAUUCAUAAAAAGAAUGAAUCAAUAAAUUUGUUAAGACUAUCUUCUAGAAUUGACGCAGUUUCAAGUCGAGUACAAACUGCUGUCACUAUGCAAAAGAUUACGGGAUCAAUGGCAAGUGUUGUUAAAGGAAUGGAUAAGGCAAUGGAAUCUAUGAAUUUAGAAAAAAUAUCAAUGGUAAUGGAUAAAUUUGAAUCACAAUUUGAAGAUUUAGAUGUUCAAUCGCAAUACAUGGAGGGAUCAAUGGGAAACUCAACCGCGGUGAGUACUCCACAAGAAGAUGUUGAUUUGUUAAUGCAACAAGUGGCUGAUGAACAUGGAUUAGAGUUAAGUCAACAACUAGGCGAGGCUGCUCCAAUUAGCAGUAUUCUUGAUAAAAAUAGUAAUAGUAAGGAAAACGAAGAAUUAUCUGAACGUUUACGUGUGUAA